AUGGAUGCAACCGACACUAUUCGCUCUCCCUUGGGAGACGCGAAGCUCACUCUCGAUGGAUCCGCGAAGCCCUUGUCAUACUUUUUGACCACCAUCCUGGUCAUCAUCUUUGCGUACUCUAUGCAGGGUUCCAAGAUGAACACGCCCUCAAUCAACCCCAAGGGAAAGUUUGAGCUCACUGACAGCCGGCCCAAGCAGCGCUACCUGGCCGGCGCCAGGGAGAUGAUGUACUCAUGGUUCAAGACCAACCCCAACAAGCCGGUCCGAUUAGUUAGCGACAUGGGCGAGACCAUCGUGUUGCCUCCGUCUAUGGCCAACGAAAUUCGAAAUCAUGCUCACCUGAGCUUCACCCAAUUCGCUGCGGAGUUCUUUCAGACCACGACCCCGGGCUUUGACGCCUUCCGCGAGGGAACUCGUGACAGCAUCACGUUGAUAGUUAUCAAUAAGGACCUGACCAAGGCACUUGCAAAGGUCACUGAGCCCCUCGCCGACGAAACCUCGCUGGCUCUAAAAGAUAUCUUCACCGACAGCAAGGAAUGGCAUGCGAUCCCCAUGCGCCCCACGAUCCUUCACUUCAUCGCCCGAAUCUCGUCUCGCGUCUUCUUGGGAACAGAGCUGUGCAGAAACGAAGAAUGGCUUACUAUCACGAAAGAGUAUACCAUGAACGGCUUCUCUGCAGCUGACCGUCUCCGCGAAUGGCCCCGAUUCAUGCGCCCCAUUGUCCACUGGUUCAUGCCCGGCUGCCAAAAGGCUCGCUCUCAAAUCGUCGAGGCCACAGAAAUUAUCAAGCCUAUCAUUGAGAAGCGUCGCGCACUUAAGGCCGCCGCUAUCGCGGAUGGCCGCACGCCGCCAGAGUUUAAUGAUGCAAUCGAUUGGUUCGAGGCCGCUUCGAAGGGCAACCACUACGACCCGGCUAUUUCUCAGCUGUUUUUCUCGACUGUGGCUAUCCACACUACCACUGACCUCUUGGGCCAGGUCCUUGUCGACAUUGCCCGCAACCCCGAAAUCAUCGAGCCCCUGAGGAAUGAGAUCAUUGAUGUGUUGAGCGCGGGUGGGUGGAAGAAGACUUCUCUGUACAGCAUGAAGCUCCUUGACAGUGUUGUCAAGGAAAGCCAGCGCAUGAAGCCUUUGCAGCUUGCCAUGACCAAUACAGCUAGCAUGCAGCGCGUCGCUGUCGGCGAUGUGACUCUCUCCGAUGGCACAUUUAUCCCCAAAGGCACCUCCGUCUCUGUCUCCUCGCACGCACUCUUCGAUGCAAACGUCUACGAGAACCCCGAGAAGUGGGAUGGCUACCGCUUCCUCCGUAUGCGUGAGCAGCCUGGCAAGGAGAACGUAUCACAGCUUGUCUCCACAGCCCCGGAGCACCUCGGCUUCGGUCACGGAAAGCAUGCUUGCCCCGGGCGAUUCUUCGCCGCCAACGAGAUCAAAAUCGCGCUGGUCCACAUCUUGCUGCAGUAUGAGUGGAGACUGCCUGCCGGUGCCAAUACUUCGAUCGUUGACUUUGGCAUCAACCCGGUCCUGAACCCGAUGCUGGAGCUGGAGAUCAGAAGACGCGAGGAGGAAGUUGAUAUGAAGUUUUGA
Messenger RNA from Colletotrichum gloeosporioides, 1581 nucleotides. Its product is annotated as Cytochrome P450 monooygenase 1. The record is from RefSeq and is a predicted model, not a curated record. Lineage: Eukaryota; Fungi; Ascomycota; Sordariomycetes; Glomerellales; Glomerellaceae. The transcript has 5 exons. Bases 1 to 1581 code for a protein of 526 amino acids. Gene Ontology annotation, molecular function: heme binding; monooxygenase activity; iron ion binding.